AUGGGAUCCAAGAAGCCCUUUAAGGAAGGCUAAACAAGAGAAGCCUCAGGAUUAUGAUGAAUCCAAGCUAGAACACAUUUUAUUCCGUGAAUUUUUUAGAACUAGGUUUACACCAAGGUAUUAUUUACUCGUAAUCCUUAAUUUUUUUGCAUGGGCACUUAACUCUGCUAUUUCUGUUAUGCAUCUAAGCCCGCAGAGCGUCUUGGCAUUGAAAGGCCAUUGAAAUUUUGAGGCGUCAUAAUUUAAGGCCAAAAUACCUAAAAUGUAUUGUUCGAGUUACCUAAACUGUAUUUUUAAUAUACAAUGGUUGUCUCAUUUACCAAGUCUGGACAUAAACUGACAGGAUCCAGGUCUUGUGGUGAAGAUCGUACAAAUCGACAUGUGUACAUCUAUAAUGAAGUCAAUUAUGAUUAAUAAGUGUUGAAGUGUAUAUGUGGAUUACCUAGCCCUUUCCAUUAGUUCGGACUUUUGGUUGCGUUGGCUAGUGCAUGAAGCUUAACAUGGUAUCACAGCCUAAGGUUUUGUGUUCAAGUCCUGGUUUUCGCAGUUUAUUCAAAAAUUGCUGCCGCCCCCUCUUAUGUCCACGUAUAGGCCUCUUGAGCCAUACCUCUGAGUCUAUUCACGUGUUGACUUCCCGCGUCACAUGUGAGAGGGGGUGUUGAAGUGUAUACAUGGAUUGCCUAGCCCUUUCUAUCAGUUCAGACUUAUGGUUGCGUUGGCUAGUGCAUGAAGCUUAACAAUAAGAUUCUACCACAUAUUGAUUAUACCUUCUUGGACCAAGAUCAUUGUUAUUAAGAACUUUACAUCAUAAUCAUACAUUAAGUUCUAGUUAUAGAUAAAUUUAUUAAGAGAAAAGGAACAAUGUUGACAUAUGCUACCGUUUCAAAAUAUUAUGUCCUAUAUUUACAGUGUCCAGUAAAAAAAGUAUUGGUUAUUUAUUUACAGAUAACAUCACAUAUAUUUUGAUAUUACAUCUGCUCAGCAUGUAGUAAUUUCCUAGUUUUGCCAUGACCAUUUUGUAGACCCUGUAUUAUAUAUGAGCUAUGCAAGUUAUGUGGACUAACGUUGUUUGAGAUUUUUCCUUCCUUCAGUUAUGUGCUGGGUGCAGCUGCAGAUUGUUGGCUGGUAUAUAUGGAUCGGCUACUGACAUGUGAAGUUCAAGAAGACAAAAAAGAAUGGGAGUCGAUAAAGGCUAAGAUGCUUGAAUUGGUUGACAUUUACUAUGAGGCUCUGGAUGCCCCGAAAAGUGGGAACAAGAUCACUAUGCCUCGUCAUCUGAAGGUUGAAGUAUAUCCGCACUUUAUGGAAGGGAAAGGGUUUACACCUCCCUACAUUUCCACAUCAGUGCUGGGCAAAAUCUAUGAUUUAGCAAAGUCGCAUCAGCCUGAAGCAGUUCACCCAAUCAAUAUAACUCCACUGACAUGCUUCACCGAGGAAGUAGUAGCCGAAGAACGCAACACGUGGGGUCUCCGUUACGACGAGUAUCGGAGAGCGAGCACAUUGCUAUUGGACAGUAAUCGCCCAAUCUCUAAAGAAGAGAAGAAGGCGAGGUUCCGGGAGCUGGACCAAAAAUACAAGCAGAUGCUGUACGACGCGGCGGAGCUGGAAGAGAGCCAGAAGCACCCGUUCGCCGUCUACAGGGAGGCCUGCGCGAUCUACCAGCUGGUGUACGAGCACGCGGCGCGGUGCCGGUGCGACGACGAAGGGAGGCGUGUCGAGAGGUGCGGCUUCGCGUGGAGGGUCGCCGGCCGCGCGCUGUGCGAGUUCUACGUGAUCAAGCGCCGCGGCGACAGGGUGGUCGCCGACAUGCAGGUCCUCCGCGACGCCUUCAGGAAGGAUCGCGGUGCGUAGCAUAGCAUGCAUGCAGCCAUAUAGCGCUAGGCAGAGUAUAGCUCUAACUGCAUAUCUGAUUAUCUAUGUAUGUACAGUACGUAGUAGUAGCAGCAGUGUGGGGUACGCGUACAGACCUGUGUACAAGUUUGAAUUGCUGAUGUGAUGCAUGUGUAUUUAUGUGUA
This is a messenger RNA of Triticum dicoccoides, 2016 nucleotides long. RefSeq names its product probable RNA-dependent RNA polymerase 4. Gene Ontology annotation, molecular function: RNA-directed RNA polymerase activity. Gene Ontology annotation, cellular component: nuclear RNA-directed RNA polymerase complex. Gene Ontology annotation, biological process: siRNA processing. NCBI's taxonomy places the organism in Eukaryota, Viridiplantae, Streptophyta, Magnoliopsida, Poales, Poaceae. The record is from RefSeq and is a predicted model, not a curated record. The transcript is spliced from 4 exons. The coding region runs from base 1132 to 1851 and encodes 239 amino acids.